AUGGUGAAGGCCGACGUACGGAGGGACUACUAUGCGGACUUGGGUCUAGCUCCAAGCGCGGAGUCUGAAGAUAUCAAGAAACAGUUCCGGAAGCUAGCUCUUAAGUUUCAUCCUGACAGGAAUCCCGGAAGGGAAACAGAGUUUAUUGCGAAGUUCCAAUCUAUCCAAGCCGCCCAUGAGAUACUUAGUGAUCCUCAAACACGACUCAAGUACGAUACAGAUCGACUGCGCGCAGGAUAUGGUAAAGUCUACGGACCCCCGAGAACGAAUACCCAGCGCAGAUCGACCCAAGCCCCUGCGGCUCCUCCUCCCAGAGCCCCCAAGACCCCAAAUCCACGACCCGCGUACGAGCAGUGGGGAGGUGCAACGCCGAAUGGAGCAUCAGCUGGCGCUCAGAGAUAUUCUGCACAUGCUCGUGCAGGCCCGCAGCAAUGGACUCCGCGGCAGGAUGACGCGCAGACGAGGGCCGACGCGUUCAAGGGCUUUUCUGGGAUGAGAGGUGCUUCUAAUGCAGGAUCAUCAUGGCGAGGCUUUGAUCCCCAGACUGGACGCACCAGUGCUGGAAACCCCACUGGUAGCACGCCGAAACAGCAGAACAGCCCCUUUGGGAAUGGGAGUGGAACUCGACCAAAAUCUGCCUACCAAUAUUUCAAAGAAGGCGUCAAAUCGCAGGAUAACGUCAGUCCUAACUCAGGCAGGAAAAAGCAAGGAUUCGCCCCAGGAACUGCCGCUGGAGGCGAUGAGCCCCCGGCGCGGAAUACUUCAGCUUAUACUCACAAUCGAAGCGAACGGCCGAGCAGCAUGUAUUUCGAAUCUGCGCCGCCACCAACUGCAAAGAAACCCCCACCAGCACCUGAGCCUCCACUAUUUACCGAGGAGUUUGAGCGAAACAGGAGAGGAUACGCGUCUACGGGAGGAGAGAAGACUUUUUUUUCCAGCACUCCACUUCGACCUACAAGUACGCGCCCACCCCCAGGCAGUUUCCGGACAUCCAACCCUCGCACCAACACAAGCCCGGGGUACCCUCAGCCAAACGAAAGACACCGAAGCGCCAGCCCUAAGCCCAGGCGCUACUCACCUGAUCCUGAUUCCUCUACGAGCUCAAGUGACCUGGAGUCGGAGGAUGAAUUUGAGGAAGUACCGCCCCGAAGCACCCGAAGCAACAAGCCCAAGGCCGUUCCCAAGAGUCGCCUUCCACCGCAUCAAAAAUUCUCCGACUUUCAUCGACAGGCAGAUUCCAGCCUCGGAACUGGUGAGGAACCUUCCACCCGGCAUCGCUACGAGGAAGCGCCAAGCCCGUCAAAUAAAGGCACUCGCAGACCUCGAAGGGUCCCUGGAUUUGGAGAUCUUACGGCUGACAGCGACGACAAUAAAGGACAUAAUUCAGAUAGCGCCGCAUUUACUCGAGGCUCGAAUCGCCCGCAACCACCCGAUCAGUUUAAAGGCUCCACUUCUCGAACCGAUCCUACACAGAGUACCAAUCCCAAGACUGCGGCAUUUGGACGCCGAAGCACCAGUGAUAUGAAUCAUCUUCACAAGAAAUUCUCUGCUGAAGACUGGAGAGGUCACCUCUCUGAAUUCGAUUUCAUUGGAGCUUCAGCUUCGAAUUUUGCUGCAGCGCGCAACUCUCCCAACUCAAAGCCCCGGGGUCGGACCAAUCCACAGGAUUCUGCGCAAUCGACCCCUUCGAAAGGGCCUGCUAGCGCAAAUGCAUUUGGUAUAGCUGAUGAUCCGUCCCAACCGAAAACACAGCAGGCUCCUACCCCAUUCGCAGCGGCCAAGUUUCUUGCGGACGAAUGGUCGAAAUCGUUAGACAAUCUUACUUGGGAUGUUCCCAAGUCGGAUAAACAUAGAGCAUCACACACUCCGCCUCGAAGCCCGAGAAAACAGUCUAGGGCGGGAACAAAGGUGCGGAGUGCUCCGCAGGCUGCAAGCGUGGCGUCAGAGGCUGAUGAGGCGAAGGAGACCGUAAACGGUACUGUGCCUGAAUCAGUUCCCGAUGUUGAAGAGGUUGAUGGAAAAGCUUGGGCUGCCGCAGAUGCUGAGGCUAUGGACAUUGACGUCGAAUCACCAUCCGUGCCAAAGAAGGCGUCUGCUGGGGCUAAGAGCGCAGUUUACCCAGAUCUCAACGUUGGUCAAGAGGCCCCUGCGAGCAGAAAUGCCCAGUCAUCGAAGGCCGAAGGCAAUGCAUCGAAUACGGAGACACGCACCCCAUUAUUUAAUCUGGAAAAUCUUCGCAACACUGCACCAUUCACUAGCACCAACAGCGGUGGUAUCGAGAACUUAGAUGAUGUGCACGCUACAUUGCCAUUUGAAUCUCGCGCAAAGCAACAGACUACGACCCAGCGUGACAUUCGCCCCCGCGAGCUCAAAUUACCUAACCCCCCUAAACGACCCUCGGCACCAGAAACCGUUGCCCUUUCUCCAGGGAUAAUGGUUCUCCCUCUUGAGAAAUGGCAAUAUUACGUCUCUGCUAUGGGCACCUACAUGCACGAUUGGAACGUCUUUAACCGCCGCAUGCUACUCUAUUUCCACGCCCGCCAAGAAGCCAUCGAGACAGGCCUCUCACCCAAUUGGAUCAGCGCCGUCGGGGACUCUACUCGCCUCAAGAUCGACGACGACGAUACAGAUGACAAAAUCGAGAAGCACGACAUGGACACAUUCGACGACACUCUGAUUCCUGGAAGUGGCAAGGGUGGAUUCAGCGCUUAUCUGCGUGGCAUCGAAGAGGAUGUUCAAGUACGGAAGCAUUGGGAAGUUGCCUGUGAGAUGCAUCGGGAUUGUAUUCUUGCCCUUGGACGCCUCCGAGAGUGGAUUCGGAAUGGUGGGAAAGUGGUAUCUUUUUCUACUAUAUGA
This is a messenger RNA of Penicillium odoratum, 2856 nucleotides long. RefSeq lists its product as uncharacterized. NCBI's taxonomy places the organism in Eukaryota, Fungi, Ascomycota, Eurotiomycetes, Eurotiales, Aspergillaceae. Bases 1 to 2856 code for a protein of 951 amino acids. The record is from RefSeq and is a predicted model, not a curated record. The transcript has 3 exons.